AUGCGUACUUCAGACUCAAAGAAGUACGAGGAGGCGGAUGACGCCGCCUGGGAAGCUUGCAAAGGUGCCAUGAUCGGUGCCGGCAAAUGGGGUUUAGGAACUGCCAUCCUGGGAGGUCUAGCAUAUCUUCGAUCCCCCGUGUAUAGGUCAACGACCUUGCAGUUUAAAGUAUACAUCCAGUCCUCAGGUAUGGUUCUCGGAGCAAUGCUGAAUGCUGAAUCACGACUGAGGGAAUAUGAGGCCCAAGUCAGGAUGCAGAGGAGGAUGAUGAGGGAAAAGGCCAGAUGGGACCAAUACGAGGAGGAGCUUGCAGCUCGAAGAAAUGAAAAGUCUUAG
This is a messenger RNA of Clonostachys rhizophaga, 336 nucleotides long. The record is from the annotation of a GenBank genome assembly. Lineage: Eukaryota; Fungi; Ascomycota; Sordariomycetes; Hypocreales; Bionectriaceae.